Messenger RNA from Marchantia polymorpha subsp. ruderalis, 1550 nucleotides. The record is from the annotation of a GenBank genome assembly. Lineage: Eukaryota; Viridiplantae; Streptophyta; Marchantiopsida; Marchantiales; Marchantiaceae.
ACUGCGCAUUGCGACUUGCGGUCGCGAAUUUGUCAACGCUGCUGCCCGAUGUUCAUGGACACGGCCGGCCUGUUCAUGAGCCCUCGACGACGAUCUGCACCCAGCCAGCAACGAGGUGUUGCUGUGUUCUCAGGUGCCUUGGUUCGGGGUAGAGCAGCAGUGAGUGAGCUCAGUGGGAGAGUUUUGGUGGGACUGAUGGAGUUCAGUGAUCGACGGCUGCUUUAGUCGAGGAGUGUUCUCUCUCUCGCUCUCUGUGGCUGGUCGAACGAAAGUGUUGGCAGACGAUUUUGGUUUGCUUUUGGAGCUGGAAAUCAGAUUGCCUGGCAGUUCAGGGAGGGAGGAAGGGAGGGAUGGGGUCUGCAUCCAGGGCAGGACGAAGGUGGCGGAUGGAUUCGCUUUCGUUUCUCGAGGAGAGGUUGCGGAUUGGUUCUGUCUUCGAAUGGCGACUGGGAGAUGGGAAUGCGUCGACUGCAGGGCAGCCGGCAAAAGUGCGUUCAUCAUCGCCGAUGCAAGUGAGGAUGGAUUUUACUGCACGGUUUGAUCGUCAACAUCCACGAUUGCAUCCAGUUUUGACAAUGAUGCGCAGCCCUAGCAGAGACAGUGCUUCCCGGUUAAAUCCUGCGUGGAGUCAUCUGGUUGCCGCCAGCUUCAGCAACUCUGGGCCAUCUCUGAGCUCUUGCACGGUCACUUUGGAAGACGUGCUUCAGUUCUGGCACAGAGACGUAGAUGCGGAAAAGAAUGUGUUUGCGAGUAAGAGUUGGUUCAUGGGUGGUCCUGAUUUCGACCGAGAGGUGAAGAUGAAGUUUGGCGAGUGUGUGAACUUAGCAGCCGAAGGGGCCCUAGAUGGAUGGAAAGACAGUGUGCGUGGUAGGCUUGCCCUUGUGAUCGUAUUGGACCAAUUUCCAAGGAAUAUCUAUCGACAAUCUCCGAAAGCUUAUGCGUACGAUGAGAUUGCUCGGAAAAUAACUCUGGAGACGAUCGAGCAGGGUCUGGAUGCAAAGUUAAAUCCCACGGAGAGAACGUUUUUGUAUAUGCCUCUCAUGCAUUCUGAAAAUCUUCGAGACCACGACAUAGCAGCCACUGUUUUCAAGGGACUCGCCGAUCAGUAUAGUGAUAACGAACAUCUUCACAAAUACCUUCUGAAUACGCUGGAGUUUGAGGAAAAGCACCGCGCAGUAUUGGAGGUAUUUGGAAGGUACCCUUCGAGAAAUGAAGCUCUGGGAAGACAAAGCACUACCAAAGAAUUGGAACAUUUAUCAAAAGGGGCAUCAUGGUGACAAGAGUUUCUCCUUCUCGUAGUUCUAGAUGUUGCCGUCAACGUAUAGCUUCGAUCUUACCUGUCAACUGUUCCAUACCACUAGUGCUUACAUUCAGUGGGCUCAUAGCAUCUUCAUAUGCUUUUGAGCUUUCGAUACCUAGAACCAUGCCUCCACUGUCAACUGAAUGUCAGUUUGUAAAACUUGCAGACAUUCUUCGUGCCCUUCUAAAAGCUACACAAAUCUUCUUCUAAAAGCUACACAAAUCUUCUGUUUCCAUCUGUUGCAAAACUU